This is a messenger RNA of Colletotrichum godetiae, 896 nucleotides long. RefSeq lists its product as uncharacterized. The coding region runs from base 447 to 743 and encodes 98 amino acids. The record is from RefSeq and is a predicted model, not a curated record. Lineage: Eukaryota; Fungi; Ascomycota; Sordariomycetes; Glomerellales; Glomerellaceae. The transcript has a single exon.
CAUGUUUAUGUAAGCUGUCACUGACUUAGCUAAACAAUACUCGCUGCAGAAGCUCAAUCUGCAUCCCGUUGAUGACUGAUCCCCAGCAUGGUUGCUCUCCUCAGAUAAUGUACCCCAUGAUAUGCGAAGUUUGAUAUAGGUACAGUGACUGUAAUACUUUUAUAAUCCCCGAAAAAGCAUAGGAGCACUCAAUACAGCGAAGUAAGAGUUGGGAUGAAAAUCAUUUUUAGAAAAGGUAUUCCAUCACUUGCGUGCGUCCUGGCAGAGAAAUUCCAACUGGCGGGGCUCUCAAAGUCUUCAUACAGCUCAAGCUACUUCCUCGGCUGGGGCGCUAAGAUCAGACUACUUUGGGAGAGCUCCUAGGUGCCAGGUAGACACGGCGCAUAAACGUCAUUGAGACAACAUGGGCUUAUUCCUUUGUCAGUAUCUGUCAACACCAUAUCUAUAUGGCAAGGCAGGUUUCCUUAGUCGGGUGUAUGGGAACAAUUCAUCUUUCAGCUGCUUGUGGGACUACAUGUUUCCGAGGCAUCUGCGCAGGCGAUGCUGCUGCUCAAUUACAUCACUGCGUAAAGUAUUGGGUAUCAAAGGGAUAUGGACUACUACCACAGUGUUUUGUUCUAAGGCACUUUAGCAGAUCCCGUCGGAUAUCAGAUGGAGUUUUGCAAUGCUACACAAUGCGAAUACGCUAUAUCCGUAGACCUUUUUGGCGGAAUGCAGGGAACAUUACUCGAGGCAGGGCCUAGAGCGAUCGAACAAGCAGCAAGUUGGAGUAAGCGCUCAGUCCCCGCUCGACAAGAAGUCUUCAGGAACAGAACUUGAUAGAAGAAGUAUCCGUAUUAGGCUAGUAAUCCGUACUUGAUGUUCUGCCUUGGGUUCCCAGUAAUCAUGGUUUUCAU